This is a messenger RNA of Fusarium vanettenii 77-13-4, 1674 nucleotides long. RefSeq lists its product as uncharacterized. The transcript is spliced from 3 exons. The record is from RefSeq and is a predicted model, not a curated record. NCBI's taxonomy places the organism in Eukaryota, Fungi, Ascomycota, Sordariomycetes, Hypocreales, Nectriaceae. The coding region runs from base 1 to 1674 and encodes 557 amino acids.
AUGGAUAUCGAGAUCGAUACGGACUUAGAGAGCCGCAAAUGCUCCUUCUGCUCUUACCAGUAUCCGCUCGAGGAUCAACAAGGCUUUCUCCCUAUUGGCAAGGGCAGGUCACUCGAUGAGCUCAUUGAAUCCUCGAGAACCUGUGUUCAAUGCCAGAGAGCCAACGAACGGCUUCGAAUGCUUGAGUGCGAACUACACGAUAUUGGAGAGGGGGCCACCCAGAGACUCGAUGUGCACCUUGUGGCCCCGGACAAGAUCCUAUAUCCUGUUCCAGAACUCUCUAGCUAUACUGCCAGACCAAACUUCUUUGGAAUGACGCCACAUCCUUUCUCUUGGGAAGCUUUGCUAUCCUUGCAGACGUGUCUUAAGAAAUGCCUUGCAACCCACGGCAACUGCAGAGAAGACACCGAUUCCGGCUGGCUACCAACUCGCCUGAUAGACGUCCGCGACAUGAAGUUGAAACUCUCAGCUGAUAUUCCGGGGGGGAGUGACCGCCGCUACAUUGCUCUUAGCCAUCAAUGGGGUACAAGGCCGUUCCUCACGCUCAACCGCGACAAUCUUAAGACUUUCAUGCGAGAUCGAAUUCCCCUAUCCCGUCUGCGGCGCACAUUUAAAGACGCUGUGCAAAUGGCCAAGUGGUUCGAGGUGAAUUAUCUCUGGAUUGACUCUCUAUGCAUCGUGCAGGGCUCAAAGCUGCAGUCGGAAUGGCAUCAGGAAGCAAGCACCAUGGCACACGUGUAUCGCAACGCCCUCAUCACUUUUGCAGCUUCGAAAGCAGACCACAUCAACUCCGAUUUCUUCACACCAACCUUGUCUGGGCCUGGUCGUCGAAGAGGACUUGAACAAACGUUUGGUACCAGCGGCUCUCGUCCGACUUGUUUCCGAGUCAGCGAGACACAGAAUCUCGACCCCGAGUCGCAGAUGAUAGUGGAAGCAGAUCGAGACAUGCCUCUGAAUAGUCGUGCAUGGGUGAUACAAGAGCAUUUGCUUGCACCAAGGACGAUACACUUUGGAGACUCUAUCGUGUGGGAAUGUCGGGAGAUGACGGCCAAACAGCUGUUCUUGCGUUCCUCUGUCUUUCCCUCUACCUCAACGUUGAAGGCAUGGACUGCAGGUCUCGAGGGGAAAGACUGUUCUACGCUGUGGAACGAAACAGUCAUGAAGUACUCGGGAUGUAAGCUUUCAGUUCGUAGCGACAAGCUCGUUGCCAUUGCAGGCCUUGCCAGAGUUUUCUCGCCGGUUCUGAAAUCAGAGUAUAUCACUGGACUGUGGACGCGGCAUCUGGUUGAUGGUCUGCUUUGGGAGACGUUGGAGGAGGAGAAGAAGAGGGAAGGUGGUUAUAUUGCUCCCACAUGGUCCUGGGCAUCAGUGGAAGCGCGCGUCCGGUUCCAAAAGCUUCCUAAAGGGGCUGUUUCUCUGGUGCAAGUUGAGCAGGCCACUUCCGUUCCCGUGGCUUCAGACAGUUUUGGAGAGGUCAAAAGUGCUUUCGUCGAUGCGAAGGGGAGACUAGUGCCGCUUGGACAUCCUGGUCCGGUCUCAAGAGCCUUGAUCUACAAGGAUCAGAACUUGAGAGUCUCCCUCGAUCGAGCCCUGCCUACCGACGUCGGCAGCCGCCAAAUCGAGAAGGCAAGACAAUCACGUAUCGUCGGCUCGGACUUGUCAGGAUGGAUUUAA